Messenger RNA from Nilaparvata lugens (brown planthopper), 1286 nucleotides. RefSeq names its product neurexin-3-like. The transcript has 5 exons. The record is from RefSeq and is a predicted model, not a curated record. Bases 63 to 1286 code for a protein of 407 amino acids. NCBI's taxonomy places the organism in Eukaryota, Metazoa, Arthropoda, Insecta, Hemiptera, Delphacidae.
CAGAGCAUGUCUGUGUGCGGGUCGGUUCGCCGUCGACGGCUGCUCGUCGUGAGGGGGCAGCCAUGAGAGGGACCUGUCAUCUGCAGCUGGUGCUGGCAGCUCACCUGCUGGGCAUAGCUGCCAGUUUUGUGCUCGAAGGCUCACAGACGUCUUUCGCCCAGUUCCGCAAAUGGAACGCCGCGCUCAACGGCACACUCGAACUAGAAUUCAAAACUGAGAACGCUAACGGACUCUUGCUGUACACAGAUGACGGAGGCACGUAUGAUUUUUUCGAGAUCAAACUGGUGGAAGGCGCGUUGCGGUUGAGGUACAACCUCGGGGGUGGCGCGCAGAUCAUCACGGUGGGCCGCGACCUGCACGAUGGCCACUGGCACAAGGUGAAGGUGAAGCGAGACGGUGAGCGCACCUCACUCACUGUCGACGCCGUCACCCAGGAGCGCACUUCCCGCGGCAAGGAGUUCUUCUUUGGACGCCUCGCCUCCAAUUCGGACGUGUAUGUCGGAGGCAUGCCCGCAUGGUACAGUUCCAAGCUGACUCUGUUGGCUCUGCCCAGCGUCAUCUUUGAGCCACGCUUCGGCGGUGCCAUCCGCAAUCUCGUGUAUGCCGAUGAGGAGGUCGCCGUACCGCGUCGCCAGGAAAUGAAGAUGAACGACCACAAGGGCUUGAGAGGGAAUCUGACAGACGCUUGUGAGGAGCAUGACCCAUGCCAACAUGGUGGAAUUUGCAUAUCAACCGAUAGCGGUCCGAUUUGUGAAUGCCGCAACCUAGAUUACGAAGGAAUAUUUUGUGAAAAAGAUAAAGCGCCUUCGGAAGCGACAUUUCGCGGUCUUGGGUUUCUGUGGUACGAUCUGAGUCGCACUGGGGGAGAGCCCAUUGUCAGUAAUCAAGACUCCAUUGCACUCACCUUCAAGACUCGACAUCCCACGGGACUACUCUUCCAUACCGGUGAUGGGAUGGAUUAUUUAAAUUUAGCGCUCAAAGAAGGUGGUGUGAUACUUAGUAUGAGCUUAGCCAAUGGUAAACUAGAUUUGCACGUCAAGCCCAAUAAAGUUAGGUUUGAUGACAACCAAUGGCACAAAGUUACUGUUCAUAGGAAGAUUCAAGAGGAAAGGGUUUUCAAAGGCCGCCCUCACACUCUAGCAAUGUUGAAACAGCGGAUUAUUGACGAAGUGAAUGCCAUUCCCCGCGAUAUGUGUGCAAGAGCUGCUGAAAACUUCAGAGAUCGCCUUCAACAAUGUAUUGAUGCUAACGGUCGCCAUCUUCAGGACAUAAUUUUCAAAAACUAA